AUGACCUAUGAAAGUCUGAACGUGCUUUUUAUAGUGAUACACAUGUUCUCGCCCACAGAUGGUUCUUCCUCAAUGGCACACCUCCUUUCCUCUCCUAGUCAUAGUGCAGAAGUUCCUGACGUGGUACAAUGUUCUCCAGGAUCCCCUGUUCCUCAGAGCUUACAUUGCAGUCUUUACCACGCGGAUUGCUCUGAUCUUGUAGAAUCUUCUAAUCAUAAUGGAGAUCAGACAUUUAUGGGUUCAGAAUGGGGAGAGACUUUCACUUUUCCAUGUUCCGAGUGUGAAAAGUCCUUCAGGUCCAUCUCUGAGCUGAGCGUUCACCAGAGAGAUCACACGGGCGAGAAGACCUUCACCUGCUCAGAGUGUGAGAGAUCCUUCAUAUGGGAAGAGGAACUUAUUGUACAUCAGAGUGUUCACACUCGUGAAAAGCCCUUUUCCUGUCCCCAGUGCGGAAGAUGCUUUUCACAUAAAGGAAAACUCAAUAAGCAUAUGAAGUGCCAUACUAGCGCACAGCCGUUUUCCUGCCCAGAAUGCGGGAAAUGUUUCAUAGAGAAAGGACAUCUCCUUAGCCACCAGAGAGGACACACCGGCGAGCUUCCGUUCUCGUGCUCCGAAUGUAAGAAGUCAUUCAUAAGCCAACCAAAACUCAUCAUCCACCAAAGAAGUCACACCGGGGAAAAGCCCUUUUUGUGUUCUCAGUGCGGGAAAUGUUUUUCCCAAAAAGGACACCUCACCAUCCAUCUGAAACACCACUCCGGGGAGAAGCGGUUCCCCUGUGCUGAGUGUGGGAAGCGCUUCAUAGAGAAAACAAAGCUUCUUAGGCACCAGAAAUGUCACAUGGGCGAGCAGCCUUUUUCUUGUUCGGAGUGUGGGAAAGGUUACACGCGGAAAGAGCACCUCAUUAGACAUCUGAGAUAA
Nanorana parkeri is the source of this 918-nucleotide messenger RNA. RefSeq names its product gastrula zinc finger protein XlCGF7.1-like. The coding region runs from base 1 to 918 and encodes 305 amino acids. Lineage: Eukaryota; Metazoa; Chordata; Amphibia; Anura; Dicroglossidae. The record is from RefSeq and is a predicted model, not a curated record. The transcript has a single exon.